Messenger RNA from Engraulis encrasicolus (European anchovy), 2767 nucleotides. RefSeq lists its product as uncharacterized. The coding region runs from base 345 to 1307 and encodes 320 amino acids. Gene Ontology annotation, molecular function: serine-type endopeptidase inhibitor activity. The record is from RefSeq and is a predicted model, not a curated record. The transcript has 7 exons. Lineage: Eukaryota; Metazoa; Chordata; Actinopteri; Clupeiformes; Engraulidae.
UCAUCUUUCACUUUCAUCCUCUAACUUUUACUUUGGGGUCUGCGAUUUGAUAUUGUUUGCUAAGGAGGUUUGUCUCCUUUUAGUUUUAGUUUUAGAAAACCCUGUUGGGGAAAUCACUCUCCCACAGGGCAGUAGGGUUGUAAUCUCUUAAGUUUCGCAAAAUAAAUGACCUGCCUUUUGGUAGGUCAACUUUAGAUUUAUUGUGAUUGAGAAUUUCUUCUAUGCUACUUGGCUAUUAGAGGACUGAGAAGAGUGUUCCAAAGGUUAUGUUUACCAGCAGACUCGCUACCCAUAUCUGUGAAUAUGCUUCCUCCUGCAGCAUAUAGCUGUAGAGGGGUUUGAAGAUGGACUUCCACAUCGUCUUGAUGUUUCUGUGGACUCUUUGUGGUGUUCCUUUGAAUGCUUUGAAGUUCAGUCUAUUAAAACCUGCGGUUCCUAAGAGGCUGUUGGAGGGAGACUCCUGGAUUAUCUCACUAAAUUCCCCCAAACAAGAUGGCGACACCUUGGUGUGGGAAUGUGAUAACGACGUCAUUUACGAGCGGAGGAACGGCACAGUGAAGGGUUUUGCAGACGUGGACGACAGAGGCACACUCACACUGAAGAACGUCACCACUGCAAUGUCCUGCACCUACAGCGCUGAACACCGGAGCAUUGAGGGAGAAUUACUCAAAACUCAAUCAAAGGAGAUCUCUGUAGUCCCCAAGGUUCUGGUUCCAACGUUGGCCGUGGUGUGUUCCUCAUCCGGUGAAGGAACCCUCCACUGUGUGCCCGGGGGAACUAAAGGGUUCUCCACCCUCUCCUGGUUCCACAACAACAGAGUGAUGAAUGAGACGAUUAACCCUUUCAUGCCCACUCUGCACAGAACAAAGGACCAGUACAGAUGUAGGCUGACCAAUGACCAGUUGAAGGAGGAUGUGGAGGACAGCAAUGACGUCACCAUAUCGUGCCCAAAAUCUGCGGAUGUGUGUCAGCUGCCCAAAGAGGAGGGCACGUGUGUGAAGUUUUUUCUGCAAUGGUACUACGACAGCCUCACCAAGAGCUGCAGCCUCUUCUGGUACGGCGGCUGUGCCGGCAAUGGCAACCGCUUCGAGACCAAGGAGGAGUGCGAGACAACAUGUGGGAAAGCAGGCCCUUCUGAGGUGUUGUUGGUGGUGCUAGUGUGCGCUGCUCUGGUCAUCCUGAUCCUGACUAUCUUGUUAGUCAUCGUCUGCUGCAAGUGCCGACGGCUGAAAAGAGGAAAGCUACCCAAGGACCUUAAGCCAAACACGGCAACCCCUGAUGUGGCAAAGAGCAACUCCAAAGAAUGACCAGCCCCCCAGGAGACCUACUCCCCAAGGAACUUUUCAUUGUGUUUUAAUUCUAACCUAGGAGCCCUCAGAAAAUAACUUUGUAACAUGUCAUGUUAUGCUAAGUCUGGGCACAUACCUCAACUACAUUCGUGCCUUGCAUUCAUAAAUCCACCGUUAAUUAGCCAAUGGUAACAUUUCUCUUUUGCAGCGAGUAUGUCAGCACUGAUUUUGCCAAUAAAUCUCUAUUUGCUCAAAGUUGCAAAAAACUUCAUUUCGUAGAAUCGCGGGGUUGUUGACAUAUACAACGAGGCAUAGAGACCUUUGGUAGCGCACAGUUUGUUUAGACACAAUGCUAUUCUUACAGGCUGUGCAACCGGCGAUAUAGCCUAGCUGCCAGAGCCAGUUUAACAUUUAGGGACUGUCAGUCAAUCCUAUUGUAGCAGGGCGCACCUGAAUGUAACGGCUGUCCACGUACAAUGAAUAUUGUCCCUGGUCAUCUGCCGUAGUUAAAUGACGUCACGGAACUCAGUCUCCGCUAGCCUAUGAAUGGUCAAUCGGUAUUGGCACCUAGGCCUUUGUUUCUAUAAAAACAGCUGAGAGAGGUGGCUAGCUGGAGGUCCCUCUGUGGUGAGGUUUUGCUGCUGUUGGGCUCUGGGCUGCCGAGCAAGGUAUGUACCAACAGUUUAUGCUUAGAGAAAUGCAAUCCUGUAGAACUGUGUAAUUAAAAUACGAUUGAUUAACAGGCUAGCUGGAGAUCCCCGUGGCGUCCAGAGACUUAUCCCCUGCCCUCUGGUGCUUGGAUCAUUUACGUGCCCAUUGUGUCCGGUGUCCUCUGAUGUAAGGUAUGUGUUCAUGUUCCGCUGUAUGUUGUAUGUAAUUUUGUAAAACAUUUUAUUUUAUAUACUGGCACUGUACUAAUGUUUGCCUGUUUUCCCAUAUCCGUCGGGGUACGAUGUGAAAUGUAGGCCGAUUGUCUGCCGCUGUAUUGCCCUAGUUAAGUUUAUAUUUUUGUUUGUUUUGUUUAGUGGCAUUCCUUCUGUCCGACCGCUAUUAAAUUCUCCUGUCCUUUUGUUUUAUGGGUUGGCCACCAGCAAUAACCAGUCAUGUUUUGAUUCUUUUGGCUACUAACCCAGUCGCUAACCGAGCAGGUGUCUAGUAUCGUAGUGAGUGUAAAUUGACUUGACGCACCUGUGUGUAGCCUAGACUAGCUCUAGUGGAUUGCUGUGAUUGAAUCACUUUGCGUGAUGUGCCUGUGAGUCUUUGAGUGUGUGUAUUUACACCAUAGGCACCUGAAAUACACGAGUGGUGAACCACACCUUUAGUUUCAACUAGAUGACCUGCACUGUUGGCCUGGUAUUGUCAAUGUCUUAAAUUUCGCUGGUGAUUGCCAACUCUGGGUCUUGAUAUGUGUUUUUAUUUAUGCGGUGCGGCUCAUUUAGUAUUCCAAAUAUUUUUGUACAAAUAAAAGAAAACAUUUU